UGUACCCACAAUCCUUUGCGCUCUGUAAAAUAAGAAUCUCACAUCUGUCCUCUAAACACACAGGCGGAGUGAUCGAGUAAACUCGAAAAGUCAGAUUUGGUGCUGUUCAGUGAUGGACCAGCAGUACGAGCGGCGGCUGCUUCAACAAAUCAAUAUCCAGAAUGCUAACACCAGCCCCAUGAUUAAAGCCACAGAGGUCACAUGUGCACUGACCCCCGCCAAGCCGCCUCUGUCCUCACCAAGUAAACACGGAGAUCGGUUCAUCCCAUCCCGAGCCGGCGCCAACUGGAGUGUCAACUUCCACCGCAUAAAUGAAAACGAGAAGUCGCACAAUCAAAACAGGAAGACAAAAGACGGCACGUCAGACAACGGUAAAGCAGUAGAUGGCCUGGCAUACAGCGCGCUACUGAAAAACGAGCUGCUGGGAGCCGGCAUCGAGAAAGUGCAGGACCCUCAGGCGGAGGACAGGCGGCUGCAACCCUCUACACUUGAGAAGACAAGUCUGUUUAGUUAUUCACUACGUGCCAAGCGCCCACUCCCUGAUGAUGGCAACAGUGUCUCUCCUUACUCCCUCUCACCUGUCAGCAGUAACAGUCAGAAGUUGUUAAGAUCUCCACGGAAGCCCAUGCGCAAGAUUUCCAAGAUUCCCUUUAAGGUCUUGGAUGCCCCGGAGCUGCAGGACGACUUUUACCUCAAUCUGGUGGACUGGUCAUCUUUAAAUGUCCUCAGCGUCGGCCUCGGCACCUGCGUGUACCUGUGGAGUGCCUGCACCAGCCAGGUGACACGGCUGUGCGAUCUGUCCGUGGAAAGCGACUCAGUCACAUCAGUGGGUUGGUCAGAGAGAGGCAACUUGGUGUCAGUGGGUACUCAUAAGGGCUAUGUACAGAUUUGGGACGCAGCUGCAGGGAAGAAGCUGUCUGUAUUAGAGGGCCACACAGCCAGAGUCGGAGCAUUAGCAUGGAAUGCAGACCAGCUGUCUUCAGGCAGCAGGGACCGCCUGAUCCUGCAACGUGAUAUCCGAGCUCCUCCGCUUCAGUCUGAGCGCAGGUUACAGGGCCACCGACAGGAAGUGUGCGGCCUCAAGUGGAGCACUGACCACCAGCUCCUUGCCUCUGGUGGCAAUGACAAUAAGCUGCUGGUGUGGAAUCACUCGAGUGUCUUACCCAUGCAGCAGUACACCGAGCAUUCAGCAGCUGUGAAAGCCAUCUCCUGGUCUCCUCAUCAGCACGGCCUUCUGGCAUCUGGGGGCGGCACUGCCGACCGCUGCAUCCGCUUCUGGAACACGCUGACUGGGCAGCCACUGCAGUGUACAGACACAGGCUCACAGGUCUGCAACCUGGCCUGGUCCAAACACACCAAUGAACUGGUCAGCACACAUGGCUACUCGCAGAAUCAAAUUCUGGUGUGGAAGUACCCAACUCUGACCCAGGUGGCGAAACUCACUGGCCACUCCUACAGAGUACUAUACCUGGCUAUGUCUCCAGACGGAGAGGCCAUAGUCACUGGAGCAGGAGAUGAGACACUGCGCUUCUGGAACGUCUUCAGCAAAACCAGAUCCACCAAGGAAUCCAUAUCUGUAUUGAACUUAUUUACGAGGAUCCGAUGACUUGUACACUGAUGGACACUUUUUGAAGCCUGGCCUCUUUUUUUUUUUUUUUUUUUUUUCCCCCCCUCCCACAAAUGUAUAUAUUUAUUAUUAUUAAAUUUGUUUUUGUCCCUUACAA
Messenger RNA from Neoarius graeffei (lesser salmon catfish), 1724 nucleotides. Its product is annotated as fizzy-related protein homolog. Lineage: Eukaryota; Metazoa; Chordata; Actinopteri; Siluriformes; Ariidae. The record is from RefSeq and is a predicted model, not a curated record. Gene Ontology annotation, biological process: positive regulation of anaphase-promoting complex-dependent catabolic process; positive regulation of ubiquitin protein ligase activity; anaphase-promoting complex-dependent catabolic process. The coding region runs from base 113 to 1606 and encodes 497 amino acids. Gene Ontology annotation, cellular component: anaphase-promoting complex. The transcript is spliced from 14 exons. Gene Ontology annotation, molecular function: anaphase-promoting complex binding; ubiquitin ligase activator activity; protein binding.